AUGGCCAUUGACUUACUUGCCUCACUCAACCCGCGCCCAAUUCAUCGUCCCCCACCGGCAUUGCCUGGCCGGCCGCCCUGCAUCUCGCAUCUCGCAUCUCGCAUCGUGCAGCAGCUUUGCAGCCUCGCGGCGGCGGCAAGCGUCAUGCGGUCGCAUCUCGCCGCAAAUGCAGCCACUCAAACGCUCCCUUGCCGCUAA
This is a messenger RNA of Purpureocillium lilacinum, 198 nucleotides long. The record is from RefSeq and is a predicted model, not a curated record. Lineage: Eukaryota; Fungi; Ascomycota; Sordariomycetes; Hypocreales; Ophiocordycipitaceae.